ACAUUAACCGAGGCAAAAGUUUUGCUUGCAUUCGCAUAACUGGCGAUAAGCCAGCCAAUCGUGUUUACGUUCCCUUGAUAACAAUUGCACUUUCGCUUGCGGAUGGAAGAUGACAGACCUCCAUGACGUAAUCGAUAGAGCCGAUCGGCUGUUUGAUGAGUGCCGCUUCGAGGAGGCCUGCAACCUGCUGAGACAGCAUGUGGAAAGUAAUGAAUAUGACAUCCUGUGGCGUUUGGCGCGAUCUCUCUACUCGCUGUACAAAGAGCUUCAUUUUCAGCAGCAGAAGACGGCUGCCGAUGCUUUGAUAUUGGAGGGAUUUCAGAUCGCUUCAAAACUGUUGACAGCACAUCCCAACGUAUCGGCCUCGCAUAAAUAUUAUGCCAUAUUUUUCGGAGAAAAAGCCGGCAUCGAAGGUACGAAGCAACAGAUCAUGGCACUCGGUAAAGUGUUGGCUCAAAUUCAAACCGCCAAACAGUUGAUGCACGACGGCGGCGAUCCUUUCGUGUGGCAUUUGGAGGGUGCUUUCUACGAGAAGCUGGCCAGCCUGCAGUGGUACGAGAAGUUGUUUGUCUAUGCACUGAACAAGGAUCUGAUUAGGCCAACCUAUGACGACGCCCUGCGCUGUUUGCUGAAAGCGGAGGACAUCCAAGCGCAGUUUCUAUCUCUUAACGAAUUCCUCAUCGGAAAAGUUUACUUCCAACAGAAGCAUUAUCAAAGGGCUAGGCCAUAUCUUACGAAGCUAGCACAGCUUCAGAUAGUUCGCACGGCAGAUGAUCAAUUUUCCAAAGAAUCGGCAAAAAUAUUGCUCGAGAAAAUGUGAGCGCACUUUGAAUUGAACUUAACGCAUAUUUUUCCUAAUGUCUU
Molecule: messenger RNA, 864 nt
Organism: Sabethes cyaneus
Lineage: Eukaryota; Metazoa; Arthropoda; Insecta; Diptera; Culicidae
Product: regulator of microtubule dynamics protein 1-like
Exons: 3
Coding region: 110-820 (236 amino acids)
Cellular component (GO): cytoplasm; mitotic spindle pole; spindle microtubule
Molecular function (GO): microtubule binding
Source: RefSeq, a predicted model, not a curated record